Molecule: messenger RNA, 3368 nt
Organism: Trichoplusia ni (cabbage looper)
Lineage: Eukaryota; Metazoa; Arthropoda; Insecta; Lepidoptera; Noctuidae
Product: A disintegrin and metalloproteinase with thrombospondin motifs adt-2-like
Exons: 13
Coding region: 303-2663 (786 amino acids)
Biological process (GO): proteolysis
Molecular function (GO): metalloendopeptidase activity
Source: RefSeq, a predicted model, not a curated record
GACGCGUGUGGGCGGUGACUUGACAGCCAAAAUCUGCACUUUCCUUCGACUUUCUCUCGGAGGUGCGAAAGGUGUUCACUUCAUUCGGGGGCUCGCAAUGCUUAUUCGGUAGCUGGCGCCUCAUAAGUGUACGCGUUCUAAACGCGCGCAACGACGGUCGUUCCCUUGCGUCACACGGUGCAUCGCGCGUGGUUCAAACAUAUUCAAAGCACCUGCAUGCGUCUUCCGAGUUUGAGUUUAUAAGGAGUGUGGGUGCAAGGAAGUAACUUAUCGUGGUGGUUGGCGAGCGAUGAGAGGGUGUCAUGGCAUCGAGCAGUGUCUUAGUGAUUGUAGCGCUGGUGUGCGUGCUGGGCGGCGGUGCGCCUGCGCGGUUUCCCGACUUUUUUUCUCUACACGGUUGGUGGACGAAUGCGGAUCAUGUGCAGGACAGUUCUGAUGUCCAAGUGGUGUACCUGCCAGCCCUCAUCCCUCGGGAGGCUCAACUAGCUGCUGACAAGGCUAUUGAUGACAUCCCUGUGCCGUACAGCUUUGAUGCCUUUGGACGAAAUUUUGAGCUACAGUUGGUUCCGAAUCGUCGGCUGGUUUCACCUGAGUUUCGAGUGUGGACUGACCUUGGUCAGGAAUCAAAACUUUCGGCAGUAGACCCAUCAUGCCACUUUCUGCACUCCGGUCCGAAUUCAGUUGCAGCUUUCUCAGCUUGCAGAGAUCACUCUCUUCAUGGUCUAAUUGUCGUCGACAAUUCGACCUACGAGGUGCGUCCUCUGCCGCUAGGCGCUGGGCGGGCAGAGAACGGCAGCGGGCGCACAGCUCACGUGAUCCGCCGCGCGCCACCACCAGCCUCGCCCGGAGACGACGCACGGCCACUGCGUCCGCGAGUGCGUCGACCGCGAGCUCACCCACCACGGCUCAAACCAGGCCCUCCUAAAUACACCAUCGAAAUUGCCCUGUUCUUGGAUGAGGCCGCCUACAAAAUUUUCCACCCUUUUCUUAAUUAUAGCGAGACUGACUUGCGUGAUAUGCUUUUGGCGUACAUAAAUGGUGUACAAGCCCUAUACCAACAUUCGUCUCUAGGCACUCACAUCCAGCUGUCUCUUGUACGGCUAACGUUGCUACGCACCCAGCCUUCGUCGCUGCCCGCACACGCGGAGCGAGGCCUGCUUCUUGACUCGUUUUGUGCUUAUCAACGAUCCUUGAAUGUGGAGGAUGAUGACGAUCCACAGCAUUGGGACAUGGCGCUGCUGCUUUCUGGGUUGGAUUUCUACUCUUUGGAGGGCGGUCGUCGUAAUGGGGUGACGAUGGGGCUGGCGCCGGUCGGCGGCGUGUGCCUCCCCGCGCAUGCGUGCGUCGUGUCCGAGUUCGGCACGUCGGACCUGCUCGGCCGCCCCUAUCCCUCUGCCGGCUUCACUUCAGUCUAUAUCCUCGCCCACGAGAUCGGACACAACCUGGGCAUGCAUCACGACGGCACUGGCAAUAACUGCGCACGCGACGGAUACAUCAUGUCACCGUCGAGGGGCACCAACGGCGAGGCGUCCUGGUCCACAUGCAGCGCAAGAGUCGUGGCGGAUUUGCAAUGGGCGACGUGUCUGUUCGAUGGAGGCGAUGACGAGGACUUGGAUGCGCCGGUUGAGUUGCAGCACGAGAGGUUCGGCUCAGCUCCUGGUGCCAUCUGGAGCGCAAAGAAACAGUGCGAGGUCCUGCUCCGAGACAUAGACGCAGCACCAUCUCCGAGCGCGCCGGUCGGCGAGCACUGCGCGCAGCUGGCGUGCCGCACGCCGCACCGCGCCGGGUAUUACUACGCUGGACCCGCACUACCUGGCACGCCCUGCGGACCUCAUAUGUGGUGUCAAGGAGGCGAGUGCGUGCUGGCGAAAGCACUGCCCACAUCCAGCACAGCUGCUCCGAAGCCCAGCAGUGAACUGGAUAAUAGUCUGGGCGCUGGCUGGAGCCCGUGGCGGGAGGCGAGCUGCCAGUCCGGCUGUACCGAGCGCGGGCGCGGGUUCCGCGAGCGGCGCAGGACAUGUAGCGCGACGAAUACUGGCUGCCAAGGAGCGUCAUAUGAUGUCGUUCUAUGCAAUGACACUAAGGUGUGCGGCAAAAAGACUCGCGUGGCGGCGAGUGAGCUGGCCUCUCGCAAGUGCUCGGAGUUUGCGUCGCUGAUACCCGAGCUGGAUGCAAGAGGGGGCGGACUGCAAGCGCCGCAUGACUCCACUCGCAUGUGGAUGGGGUGUGCAGUAUUCUGCAGGCGCGUGUCGGGCGGUGGGUUCUACGCUCCUCGCGUGGAACUUAACGACGUGGGGAAGGAUCCCUACUUUCCAGACGGCACCUGGUGCCACAAUGACGGCAACCAAGACUACUACUGCCUUCAACACCACUGUUUACCUGAGAAUUUCAAGAUGACAGCGCAGUGGCACAUCUGGGAGCUUCCAAGCGAGGAUGUCGACGGACCCUUCAAUGCGCGUGCGUUGAUGACACCGGAUGACGAAGUGGCAGAAGACGCUAUACGAACCUACCUCUCAUUAGACCCUUCAGGGGUCCCCUUAGUCAGAUCAGCUUUACCACCACAUAUACUCGACGAACCAGAAAGCUAUUGGGAAGUUGAAGAUUACGUUGAUAUUCACAAUCAAAGGCAACAAUCAAAUAGAAAGAGAAGUCAAAUAGAAUAGAAAGAGCGCGUAACUGAAAUCAUAAAAAACUGCCCGCCAAAUAGACAAGCGACAUCUAGGCAUUGACAAGUCAUUUACUUGUCACUUAUGGAAAAGUAUUGUCAUUCCCAUACAUUUGAAUGAUUUAUGACAUCGCCCAGCAUUAUGUAUUCGCAUUUUUUACAUAGUGAACUUCGUAUAUAAAGCAUGAUCUUGCCAAAAUGUAGUUUUAAGGGUAGGUUAAUUGAUUAGUUGUAAGUUGGUGCGACCAGUGCCUUAAGCAUUUAUUAGAAGUUAGUUACUACAGUAUUACUGAAAGUAUUAGAAAUAUUUAAGUGUAAAUAAUAUCUUAUUCUGGAAAAUAUCGUGUUAUUUGUUUGUGUAUUCCUCAUUCCUAUGAACAAGGCGUGAUAACUUUGAUAAGUGUAACGUUUACAAUGCAGGGAUUAUAUUAAAGAGAUUUGCCGACCUUCGUUACGUAAUACAAGCGUUAGUCAUGCCUGUACGGCUGUAAAAAUCUUUGAAUGUAUACUCAUAAAUGUUAGAUAAAAACAACCUUAGCAAACGAAUAAAUCAAAUACUAGUCUUUCUAUUUAUAUUGAACAGAGCAGAUGUUUUGUUUUUUUAAAUCAUAGAGUAAGAUGUUCUAGUUUUAAACUUCAAUAAAUUUUAUAUCCUACUUACAGUUUAUAUGAAAAGAGGUAUUUUUAUGGCGCAUGUUUUCAA